AUGGAUAUCGGAGGUCUGACCACAGUGGUCGCAAAUUCUGCUUACAUCAAUGCCCGUGGAAGCAUCGAUGGCUCCAACCCUGCAGCAGCUCGGGAGAAGAAGUACCACUCCCGCCUCAAACUGCCCCACAUCACCGUGUGCGAGGACCUGAGGGAUACCCUGGAUUUGGCCUUUGACUCGGCCUGUGUGGAACAACCCAUCGGCAAACGCCUCUUUAGGGAGUUCUUGGAUGCAAAUCAAGAGUAUCACGGUGCUUGUCGUUUGUGGAAAGACAUCGAGGGCUAUGACCUGGCCGAGGAUUCUGACAGGGCGAAGAAGGCCUCAAAGAUUGUCCAGCGUUACAUGGACUCCUCUGCCAAACACUACUGCCCCUUCCUGUCUGAGGACAUCAUAGCAAAGGUGAAGGAGGACCAGGGGUCUGUAGGGGAUGAUUUGUUUGAAGCAGUGUUUACCAGGACGCUGGACUACCUGCGGGAGGCCCCUUACACUUUCUUCCUGGAGAGCCUGUACCUGAAGAGGUUCUUGCAGUGGAAGUGGCUGGAGAUGCAGCCCAUGGACGCAGACUGGUUCCUGGACUUCCGCGUUCUGGGGAAAGGAGGGUUUGGGGAGGUGUCGGCCUGUCAGAUGAAGGCCACGGGGAAACUUUAUGCCUGUAAGAAACUCAACAAGAAGAGGCUGAAGAAGAGGAAAGGCUUUGAGGGUGCGAUGGUGGAGAAGAGGAUUCUUGAGAAGGUCCACAGUCCCUUCAUUGUGUCAUUGGCGUACGCCUUCCAGACAAAGGAGGAGCUUUGUCUGGUCAUGACCAUCAUGAAUGGAGGAGACCUCAAGUAUCACAUCUACCUGGUGGAUGAGAACAACCCGGGCUUUGACGAGCCCAGAGCCUGUUUCUACACAGCUCAGAUCAUCCAGGGUAUGGAGCACCUGCACCAGAAGAGAAUCAUCUACAGGGAUCUGAAACCAGAAAACGUGCUGCUCGAUAAUGAUGGGAACGUGCGUAUCUCUGACCUGGGUCUCGCUGUGGAGCUAAAAGAAGGAAAAACAUUGACCAAAGGUUACGCUGGGACACCAGGGUACAUGUCUCCAGAGAUGCUGAAAGGAGAAAAGUAUGACACCUCGGUGGACUACUACACUCUGGGGGUGACGUUGUUUGAGUUCAUGGCGGCCAAGAACCCGUUCAGGGACAGGGGGGAGAAACUCGACCGUGAGGAGAUGAAGGAGCGUGUGCUGACGCGGGUGGUGGACUAUCCGGAGAAUUUCAGUGCGAAUGUGAAGUCGCUGUGUGAAGGGCUGCUGGCCAAACAGGUGGACGAGCGGAUGGGUUUUAAGAACGGAAGCUGUGACGAGAUCAGAGCUCACCCAUUUUUUCAGGACAUCAACUGGAGGAAACUGAACGCAGGUAUCCUCUCUCCUCCUUUUGUCCCUGACCCUAAAGUGGUGUACGCUAAAAGCCUGGACGACGUCGGAGCGUUCUCCUCGGUGAAGGGAGUGGCCUUGGAUGAUCCCGAUAAAACCUUUUUCGAUGAGUUUUCCUCUGGUAACAUCGCCAUCCCGUGGCAGGAGGAGAUGAUCGACAUGGGUAUUUAUGGAGAACUCAACCUCUGGGGCCCUGAAGGCAGCGUCCCAAACGACCUCCGCAGGGAGUCCAUACUCGAGCAGCCAAAGUCUUCCACCUGCUGCGUAUCGUAG
Messenger RNA from Limanda limanda (common dab), 1686 nucleotides. Its product is annotated as rhodopsin kinase GRK1-like. The transcript is spliced from 7 exons. Gene Ontology annotation, molecular function: ATP binding; rhodopsin kinase activity. Bases 1 to 1686 code for a protein of 561 amino acids. Gene Ontology annotation, cellular component: cytoplasm. Gene Ontology annotation, biological process: protein phosphorylation; signal transduction; regulation of signal transduction. The record is from RefSeq and is a predicted model, not a curated record. NCBI's taxonomy places the organism in Eukaryota, Metazoa, Chordata, Actinopteri, Pleuronectiformes, Pleuronectidae.